Messenger RNA from Raphanus sativus (radish), 1535 nucleotides. RefSeq names its product U-box domain-containing protein 25. The record is from RefSeq and is a predicted model, not a curated record. Gene Ontology annotation, biological process: protein ubiquitination. Lineage: Eukaryota; Viridiplantae; Streptophyta; Magnoliopsida; Brassicales; Brassicaceae. Gene Ontology annotation, molecular function: ubiquitin protein ligase activity. The transcript has a single exon. Bases 91 to 1368 code for a protein of 425 amino acids.
GGCACACGUGUGCGCCCAUAGCCAGAUAAGCUCCCUCUUCUUCUACCUCCAGACUUUGAGCUUUCUCUCUUACAUUCGAAACUCGUUUAAAUGCCGAGAAGCUUAGAGCCGUUGGAUCUAGGAAUCCAGAUACCGUACCAUUUCAGAUGUCCAAUCUCGCUAGAGCUGAUGCGCGACCCGGUAACCGUCUGCACCGGUCAAACCUACGACCGAACAAGCAUCGAGUCAUGGGUCUCCACAGGAAACAACAACAACAACACGACAUGCCCAGUCACACGUGCCCCCUUGUCCGACUUCACUCUCAUCCCGAACCACACUCUCCGCCGCCUCAUCCAAGAAUGGUGCGUCGCUAACCGCUCCAACGGCGUCGAGCGCAUCCCCACUCCCAAACAGCCCGCUGAUCCCACCUCCGUCCGAGCUCUCCUCAGCCAAGCCUCCGCAACCUCCGGAGCCCACGUCUCCGUCCGCUCCCGCGCCGCCGCUCUCCGACGCUUGCGUGGGUUCGCGCGCGAUUCCGAGAAAAACCGCGUUUUGAUCGCGGGGAACAACGGUAAGGAGAUUCUGAUCAGGAUUCUGUUCUCCUCCGACGAGGAGGCUCAUGAGCUGGUCUCCGAAUCUCUCGCUCUUCUAGUUAUGUUCCCGAUGAAGGAGUCUGCUCAGUGCGUGUCUAUAAUUUCGGAUCCGGGUCGGGUCGAGUUUUUAACCCGGUUGCUGUUUGAUUCUUUCGUCGAAACGCGCGUUAACGCCGCGGCGUUGUUAGAGAUGGCGUUGACAGGAUCGAAAGGAACGGUUACGAUUACGAACUCUGAGUCCAUAUUCGAAGGAGUUGUCGAUCUCCUACGUGGUGAUCCGGUUACGUCGCAGUCACGGCGAGCUCUCAAGAUCGGAACCAAAGCUCUGUUCGCGCUCUGCCUAGCGAAAAACACGCGCCGCAUCGCCGUCUCCUCCGGCGCGCCGGAGAUUCUGAUCGACAGGCUCGCGUCGGAGGAUUUCGACAGGUGCGACGCCGAGCGAGCUCUGGCCACGGUGGAGCUGCUGUGCCGGACGCCGGAGGGGUGCGCGGCGUUCGGCGAGCACGCUCUGACGGUGCCGGUGCUCGUGAAGACGAUUCUGAGGGUAUCGGAUCGCGCGACGGAGUGCGCGGCGGGAGCGUUAUUAGCGCUCUGCGCGGCGGAGGAGCGGUGGAGAGAGGAGGCGGUGGCGGAGGGAGUGGUGGUGCGGUUGCUGCUGAUGGUGCAGAGUGAGUGUACGGAGAGGGCGAAGAGGAAAGGACAGAAGCUGCUGAAGCUUCUUGUGAGAGACUCGUGGCAUGACUACUCCUUCGCUAACUCCGAUGGUCUCGCCUGCAGCGAAGUGGUCCCCUUUUGAUUCUUUUUUUAUUUAUUGUGUUACACAGUAAUUAUUUUUAGUCUUCUAUAUGUUUUUUAAUUAGUAGAAAAAAAAAACUUGUGAAAUGGUCAUUGUUUAUGAAAAAUUGUGAAUUAAAAAUUCAAAAAGGUUUGAUGAUCAUAAUUUAUAUAAUGAUUUUUUCUCCA